GUCAAAUGUUUUCGCAAAAAAGAGUCACAACAAAAAAGUUUUUUUCUUUUCGAGAAAAAGUUUUACCACCAAAUGAAUUGAUUUAAAAGUUUUUCGAGUGAAAAUUUUGUUUGUUUAUCGACAAAUUUUACCAUCAAUUAGUUGAUUUUCAUUCAAACAAAUUAUGCAAGUGAUCGUCACGAUGAUAAUCAACAAAUUACUCUAAUUUUCUGUGUCAAUUUCCUUUUUCCUAGUCUUCAACAAUCGGUGUUUCUUUUUUUUUUUAAUUGAAUUUAAUUUCUAUCUUGUUUCUUGUUCGUGUGUAUGAUUGAAUAAUUAACAUAAUCGUAAUACAAAUGUUAAUCAUGGGCAGUUCAACAACACCAACCUCUUCAGGUUCACAAGGUACUGGUAAUUUAAAUUGUUAUUGGGGUAUGAUUGGUUCUGAUGGUGAUAAUCCAACUGGAUUUAACAGUAACAGUGUUCAACAUUCAUCUUCCCCAUUAAAUAACUGUCAUCAACAAUCAGCUGUUUCAACUGGAUCUGUAUCAUCUUCAAUCACAUCAAUAGUAACCGGAGGUGGUGGUGGAAGUGGUGUAAGUAGUGUAGGUGGGGGAGGAGGAGGAGGUGGUGGUGGUGGUGGAGGAGGAGGAGGUGGGAUACCAACAACUCUUGAUAAUUAUAAUCAUAGUGCAUAUUCAACACCAUCCACUGGACCAGGAGGAUAUCCGGGUUCUUAUUAUUCAGUUGGCGGUGGUGCCUCCGCAGCGGUAGCUUAUAAUGCUUCAGCUGCAGUAGCUGUUGCUGCUUCAUCGGCUGCAUCGGCAUCACUUUAUCAACAAUUAACCGCUUCUUCAUCAGCUCGAGCUCAAUUAGUAACAUCAUGGGAUACAUCACCUGAUCUUGAUGAAUGUAAAUCAAAGUUGUCCAAAAAAAAUUGCCAUUACUCACUUGGGGACACGAAUUCACAUUAUGUUCAUCAUCCUUUUGAUACAUCAUCAACUAAAUCAACUUUUGACCUUCUAUCAGCUCAUACGAAUCCAUCAUCAAUAAGAGGUUUGCCUUAUAAAAUGUACUCUCCAUCGCACGAAGCAGUACUAACCGAGAAGCGAAAACAACGCCGAAUCCGAACAACCUUUUCAAGUGCACAAUUAAAAGAGUUGGAACGAGCUUUUCAUGAGACUCAUUACCCUGAUAUCUACACUCGUGAGGAUAUAGCACGUAAAACCGAUCUAACCGAGGCUCGUGUACAGGUAUGGUUCCAGAAUCGUCGAGCUAAAUUUCGUAAGCAAGAGCGUUUAAAUAAUCAAAAAUCAGGCGGUGGUGGUGGUGGAGGUAAUAUAACAAGUUCCUCAGUUGGUCCAGGAAGCAAUGGAUCAAGUAACGGUAAUAUUUCACAAGGGCCAACACCAACACCCACACUUAAUGGUUCAUGUCAUCAAAGUGGAAUUAACUCAAUUGUCUCUUCACCAGAAUCGAAUAAUUAAUAAACUGAUUACAUCGCCAUACAAAUAUCUCUCUUUCUCUCUAUUAUGAUAUAUAUCUUGUCAAUCCUUUUUCUCAUCUCUUGUCAUCCUUUUCUCUCUCUCUCUCUCUCUCUCUAUCUCAUCUCAUCUCUCAUUUAAGAAUCAAAUUUUUGUGAAAAUUAGUAAUAAACAUCAAUUGAUUAAAAAAACUACCUUCAUUAUACAUAAAAAAGACUAUUAAAAUCAUCUUCAU
Messenger RNA from Panonychus citri (citrus red mite), 1698 nucleotides. Its product is annotated as homeobox protein ceh-17-like. The record is from RefSeq and is a predicted model, not a curated record. The transcript is spliced from 3 exons. Gene Ontology annotation, molecular function: DNA-binding transcription factor activity, RNA polymerase II-specific; RNA polymerase II transcription regulatory region sequence-specific DNA binding. Bases 336 to 1466 code for a protein of 376 amino acids. NCBI's taxonomy places the organism in Eukaryota, Metazoa, Arthropoda, Arachnida, Trombidiformes, Tetranychidae. Gene Ontology annotation, biological process: regulation of transcription by RNA polymerase II.